ACUAUAAUAUCCCCUAAAACAAAAAAAAAAAAUGUAACUCUCCUUCUCCCCCAAACAAUGAUUGCGAUAGGGCAACUCAUUCCACCGCCCAUCUGCAUCGUCUUCUUCCUCUUCUUUCUUCUUCAUGUGGCUCUUUCGCUUAUGUUCGUACCCACAUCAAAGUCUUCUAUGGAGAGAGGCUCAUUUGCCAUCUUCAUUGCUAUGCCUUCCAACUAUAAAUGACAAAGGAACGAUGAUGAAAAACAAUGAUGAUGAUGAAGAACCUAGAAGCAAACUAUGGGGACACUGGUGGCUCGUUGCUCAACUUUGCUCGUCAUCGUUCGAUUUUGGAUCUGCUCAUCACUCACCUUCAUCGUCUGCUUCUGUUUGUCGACAUUCGAAUGCGCAUGAGCACCGUGGAGAAGAGAGGGUGGAAGGGCAUUUUCAUCCUCAAAAAGGCAAUCCCAAUAUUGAUUUUGCAAUACUAGAGAGUGGUGGUAUUGGGUCAUCCUAUGUAAGGUGGUACUGAGACUAAAUAUUCAUUCCAACGUGGAAAAGUUGGGAUUACUCAAUCCCAAUGCCAAUCCCUCCUCUCCAGUCCCACUUACCGAACAGGGCUUAUAUUCUUCCCAUAAAAUUUAGUAUGCAUACCCGGUGUUAAAAUCUUUCACCAAACAUCAGCAGUUUAGUUGCAUUCCUUAAAAACAUGAUUAAUGUUUUCUAUGGGGGCAUUACAAAUUGAACACCCUUGAUCCUGGGUCAUCUUCCUGUGAUUACGGCUGCAAACCUUGUUCUUAAUGGUUGCUUUGGAUUAUGAUAUCUUCGAUCUGAUGCAGCCAUGCAAUCGUAACUUUUCUGGAAACACGCUAUUGCAUGUAUUGUGCUGAUCGUAAUGGAAGAUGUUGCAAUCAUGUGAACAGUAAACCAUGUUUAGAUUGAAUGCAAGUCAUGGUUGAGCUGAA
Molecule: messenger RNA, 941 nt
Organism: Prosopis cineraria
Lineage: Eukaryota; Viridiplantae; Streptophyta; Magnoliopsida; Fabales; Fabaceae
Exons: 2
Coding region: 125-508 (127 amino acids)
Source: RefSeq, a predicted model, not a curated record